Nycticebus coucang (slow loris) is the source of this 1246-nucleotide messenger RNA. RefSeq names its product TCF3 fusion partner (gene TFPT). Lineage: Eukaryota; Metazoa; Chordata; Mammalia; Primates; Lorisidae. Bases 492 to 1226 code for a protein of 244 amino acids. The record is from RefSeq and is a predicted model, not a curated record. Gene Ontology annotation, molecular function: DNA binding. Gene Ontology annotation, cellular component: Ino80 complex. Gene Ontology annotation, biological process: positive regulation of apoptotic process; apoptotic process; apoptotic signaling pathway. The transcript has 7 exons.
AAGCGGUGAGCAGGAAAGAGGAGCGGCGGCUUAUUGAAUUGACGGCCUUCGGUGGACUGAGCCUACUAAGCGAAGAAUCUCAGUGGCUGGACGACGGGGUGAUGAGACAAUCAUAAAAUCGGUGGCAACUCAGACAGCUGGUGGUGGCGUUAAAAGAGAAAACAAGCCUUUAAGCAGGGACUGGGGUAGAAAGGGGGAGGUGGAAGGAAACGAAGGCGGAAAUAGGAAACCACAACUCCCAGGAGGCCUAGCGCCGAGUCUCGGCGUCCUCGGCGGCGAAGCCGGAUGAGAAGAGUAGUAGUUUUGCUUCCAACAGCUUAACCCAAAGUUAAGAGGUUGGAAGUUCUGAGGCCUGGUGCGUCCGGAGUAGGAGAGAGAUGGAACUAGAGCAGAGAGAGGGAACCCUUGAGCGAUAGAGGUCUGCACUGAAGUUUCCUGCGGGAAGAAAAGGCUAGGGCUCUGAUUCCGGGAUCUGACGGACGAAGAGGACCAUGGCAGCCGUAGGCUUUGACGAGUUCUCAGCACCGCCAGGCUCAGAGCUGGCGCUGCCUCCCCUUUUUGGCGGUCACAUUCUGGAGAGUGAGCUAGAGACAGAAGUGGAGUUUGUGUCUGGCGGUUUGGGUGGCCCAGGGCUUCGGGAGCGAGAUGAAGAGGAAGAGGCAGCCCGGGGUCGGAGGCGGCGCCAGCGGGAACUAAAUCGCAGAAAGUACCAAGCUCUAGGUCGCCGCUGCCGGGAGAUCGAGCAGGUGAACGAGCGGGUCUUGAACAGGCUCCACCAAGUGCAAAGGAUAACUCGGAGACUUCAGCAGGAGCGGAGGUUCCUCAUGAGAGUGUUGGACUCCUAUGGGGAUGAUUACCGGGCCAGCCAGUUCACCAUCAUGCUGGAGGAUGAGGGCAGCCAAGGCACAGAUGCCCCCAUCCAAGGCAAUGCUGAGAAUGAACCCCCAGAGAAAGAGGGGCUGUCCCCACCCAGAAGGACUCCGGUACCCCCAGAACCCAGCAGCCCAGCCCCAGGUGAGGGGCCCAGUGGGCGGAAGAGGCGGCGAGCACCACGGGAUGGACGCCGAGCAGGAGCUGCACUGACUCCAGAGCUGGCCCCAGUACAGAUUAAGGUUGAGGAAGACUUUACCUUCGAAGCCGACGAGGCUCUGGAUUCCAGUUGGGUUUCUCGGGGGCCAGAUAAACUGCUGCCCUACCCUACCCUAGCCAGCCCACCCUUUGACUGAACCACCAAUAAACUGACCCC